UAGAGGCAGUGCAAUGCGUGCUGCAUACUGACAAUAACAUCGUGAAUUAAUUGAUGAUUCGUCUUCAUAAUUGACAUUGGGAUGGAAUAUAUACCACAUUUCGACUCUAUGAAUGGAUUUCACAUGCCACAUUAUAGCAAUGUAUAGCUCACCAAUUCUGCACUGAUGGUAUACAUUUCUUAAAAACACAAAACAAAACUUUUUUUUUUCUUUUUUUUUUUUUUCCAAAGUUUUUUUUGGGAUAUUUUUAAUUUAUUGGAUAUUUAUUUGGCAGUGCUUUGAGAAAAGGGAUACUUUUUCUGUACACGCGUUUCAUCUGCUGAUAAAACAUGGAACACACCGGGAUAGAACGAGUGAAUCAGACUCACCAACAGCACGAACCCAUCAGCUUUGGAAUUGAUCAGAUAUUGAACAACACCGACCAGCAAACCAGCUGCAUGCUUCCAAGCCGGAGCAGCGAGGCGGAUUACCAGCUGGCCAGCAAUGUCUAUGCCAGUGGCUACAACAGUGUGUAUAGCCCGGCCUGCUCCAUGGCAGCGGGGUUAGCAGGAUCUUAUAACGUGAACAUGAACAUGAAUGUUAGCAUGAAUAUGAAUGUUAACGUGAACCCCGGGGGUGCAGGCGGAGUAAUCCGCGUACCAGCACACAGACCAAUGGCCCCAGCGCCACAUCCGCCUCCCCCGACCCGCCCGCCGGGCAUCUCCGCUGGGGUGCCCACAGUGCCAUCUGUACCCAAUAUGGGCGACGCGGCGAACUUUACAUUCCCCUGGAUGGAGAGCAGUCGAAGAUUUGCGAAGGAUAGGCUCACAGCGGAUCAGACUUUGGAAGGACAAGUUGGAGGCCACUCAACGAGAGCAGUGGCUGCAUCCCUGGCUAGCCUCCAGUCUGCUCCAGCAGCAGAGAUCUGCAGGGCAUCCACCUGGGGUUCUGUGAACACUUUAGCCAAACACUAUUAUCCACAGCUUGCAUUUGGAGACAGUCCGCUAGUGGACUUUCCAUUUCACCAGGGUGGUCGUCCAGCGGCCUUGUCUCCGUUUUCCGUGACUAGGAGGAUUGGACACCCCUAUCAAAACCGGACCCCGCCCAAGAGGAAGAAGCCCAGGACCUCCUUCAGUCGAGUCCAGAUUUGCGAGCUGGAGAAGCGCUUUCAUCGACAAAAGUACCUGGCGUCAGCAGAGCGGGCCACCCUGGCCAAGGCACUGAAAAUGACUGAUGCGCAAGUCAAGACCUGGUUCCAGAACAGGAGAACAAAGUGGCGGAGGCAGACGGCAGAGGAGCGGGAAUCGGAGAGGCAGCAGGCAAACAGGUUGAUGCUGCAGCUGCAACAGGAGGCUUUUCAGAAGACCCUGAGCCAGCCCAUGCAACAGGACCCUCUCUGCUUGCACAACUCCUCCCUGUACGCCCUACAGAAUCUCCAGCCCUGGGCGGAGGACAAUACAGUCACCUCAGUCACAAACAUGGCCUCAGUCGUCUGAGGAAGUCAUGAAAAUAAUAACAAGACCAGCACAGACCGAGACUGAGAAAAGCACAGGCUCCAGAUACGCUGCCAUUGGGAAUAGUUGAUCGGAUAGAGUAGGGCUCUUCGUUUCUGAAAAGAUCUGUUUUAAGCAACUGAAGGCCUUAAUAUAAUAUGUGUCUCUUGCUUCUAAGAGCUGCAGUUUACUAAAAUGGCUGAAACUUUCGCUAGGGUUCAGUCUCAUGAGCACCAGAAUGUUUGUCCGCAAAACUGCAAUGACAUUCUAAAGAAAUAGGACUUUUAAUUAACCUAGUUGUUUUACUAUCCUUCUGUAUUUUUAUAAUGUUGAUUAUCCUAACUCAAUAGUGAGGCAUUGCAGUAAUGUUGUUAAAUUGCAGAGAAUGCAAAGCCAACAACAAUAACAAAAGAAUGAACGGAAGAAAAUAAUUUCAUUUCAGCUCUUUUUGUCACCACGGAUUUUGCCUACAAGUUUAGGCUGUCUACAAACCUAAGGGCUUUCUAAGGGUUUGAUCAAUGUUUUCAUUAGGCCUAAUAUAAAAUCUACCAAGACUGGCAAGUGAAUAAUACCAAAGUUUAAUGUCUUUCACACUGCUAUACAAAAACUGUCCUGCUUUUUGUAGAAAUAUGCAAUGCAUGUCCCUGAUUUAGAUUUUUAGUUCUGCUCCAUAUAUGCUUUGCUUUCAUGCAGGUUUCUCUCUUGCCCAACAUUUAUACUUUGUGAACAGAAGUUACAUUUUUACUUUAAAUUGUGCUGUGGGGUCUUCCAUAAUAUCACAUGGGAUUAUAACAUCAACUAAACAUUGCAUAGUUAUAUAAAGGUGCAUAGGAGGUGUUCCAAAGCUCAGAAGGUUCCAUUAUAAACCUGGUUCCUUUUCAUUUCUUUCUAGGUUAACCGAUGGCAGAUUCAAUUCAAAUGCAUGUGUUAACCCCUGUGACAAAGUAAUUUCCAUUACAGGAAAAUGGGCUUCAUGGCCUUGGCCAAUUGAGAAAACAGUUCUUCGUAACUUUACCUAGUUCAGGAAGCUCUAUCUAAUUGGUUGUUAAUUUCAGCUUCUAUUUAUGCCUCUUUCAUUUGGAUGUUGUGAUUGGCCAUUGUCAAAUUCUUCAGUGAAGUCCUGCCAAAUAAAUAGGGGUUAUUACAGCACUGUGAAUACAGAGUGUGAAACAACCCCUCUCUGAGCUGGGCAAGUCGUUGGAUGGCAAAUUUAGGUCCUUGAUGUGUCCUAAUAUUUGUACACACAAUGUCCCUUUUAAACGUUUGCCAUGAUAAGAGCAUAGGAAAAUAUAAUAAAGCAUAUAGUAAAAGUAUGAUAAAGCAUACAUAAGCAUUGUAAAGAAU
Molecule: messenger RNA, 2816 nt
Organism: Polyodon spathula (Mississippi paddlefish)
Lineage: Eukaryota; Metazoa; Chordata; Actinopteri; Acipenseriformes; Polyodontidae
Product: T-cell leukemia homeobox protein 1-like
Exons: 4
Coding region: 330-1475 (381 amino acids)
Biological process (GO): regulation of transcription by RNA polymerase II; animal organ development
Cellular component (GO): nucleus
Molecular function (GO): DNA-binding transcription factor activity, RNA polymerase II-specific; RNA polymerase II cis-regulatory region sequence-specific DNA binding
Source: RefSeq, a predicted model, not a curated record